Molecule: messenger RNA, 936 nt
Organism: Nothobranchius furzeri (turquoise killifish)
Lineage: Eukaryota; Metazoa; Chordata; Actinopteri; Cyprinodontiformes; Nothobranchiidae
Gene: gh1
Product: growth hormone 1
Biological process (GO): positive regulation of receptor signaling pathway via JAK-STAT; positive regulation of tyrosine phosphorylation of STAT protein; growth hormone receptor signaling pathway
Cellular component (GO): extracellular region
Molecular function (GO): growth hormone activity; growth hormone receptor binding
Source: RefSeq, a predicted model, not a curated record
AUUUAACGGCGUUUCAGCUAUAAAACCCCAAAACGUUCCUCAGUACCAUCACAACACGGAACAGCCGAAUUCAUAAAGCCAAAACCUGAGCUGACUCCAGACCAGCCAUGGACAGAGCCCUCCUCCUCCUGUCAGUCAUGUGUUUGACUGUUUCCUCUCAGCCAAUCACAGACAGCCAGCGUUUGUUCUCCAUUGCAGUCAGCAGAGUCCAACACCUCCACCUGCUCGCUCAAAGACUCUUCUCCGAGUUUGAGAGCUCUCUGCAGACGGAGGAGCAGCGUCAGCUCAACAAAAUCUUCCUGCAAGAUUUCUGCAACUCUGAUUACAUCAUCAGCCCUAUUGACAAGCAUGAAACACAACGCAGCUCCGUUCUGAAGUUGCUGUCCAUCUCCUACCGUCUGGUGGAAUCCUGGGAGUUUCCAAGUCGUUCUCUGUCUGAAGGUUCUACCCCAAGAAGCCAAAUUUCACCAAAACUGUCCGAACUGAAGACAGGAAUCCUGUUGCUCAUCAGGGCUAAUCAGGAUGCAGCAGAGAUCUUUACAGACACCUCAGCUUUCCAGCUGGCCCCAUACGGAAAUUAUUACCAGAGUCUGGGAGCUGAUGAGUCGCUGCGACAAACCUACGAACUGCUGGCUUGCUUCAAGAAGGACAUGCACAAGGUGGAGACUUACAUGACAGUUGCUAAGUGUCGGCUCUCUCCAGAAGCAAACUGCACUCUGUAGUCCUGCUUCUUCAGCAUGAAGCUCAACCCCAUUUUUAUUGUGUCAUUUUAAAACAUCAUCAGAUGCACCAGAAUUAGAGUAGGGCCUUCUUAGCAGUUUGAUGUUCCAGAAUGUGUUUUGAUGAGAUCAUCUGGUGUUUGAUUUUAUCAUGAAUGCUGUGAAGGAAGUGAUGUCACACCAUAAACAUGUUAAAUAAAGUGUGUGCUGUGUUGCA